Linum tenue is the source of this 424-nucleotide messenger RNA. Lineage: Eukaryota; Viridiplantae; Streptophyta; Magnoliopsida; Malpighiales; Linaceae. The record is from the annotation of a GenBank genome assembly.
CUUUUAGCCGGCCAUUUUUCCUUUUCCACCGCGAACACGAGGCGAGGUGUCACGGAGGUUGGGGCCGAUCCGGAGAACCCUAGAGCAAAGCCUCGGUUUCCCUUUUACAAUUGAAUCUACUCAGCCCUGGCGGCGCCGUUGGAAAGGGUAUUGGAUCACCAUGGCCUUCUCUGUUCCUUCACAUAGGGACAAAAUUUCCAUGGAACUAGCUAGGUGGUUGCCAAUUGCAAGCAGAAUUAUUUCAUGUAAAUGGAACUCGAUGAUCUUUGGGUGCGACACCAUUGGAUUAAGGUUCUACGAAUUGAGGAACCAUCAGUUGAGUUUGAAGAGGACUAAGAGGAGUUAGAGAGCAGCGAGUUCGAGUGAAGCUAGCUAGAGGAGGACGGUACGAGCGUCACAGAGGAAGUCUAGUCGGAGCUUUUCA